GUAGUCGAGUUUCUCGAUUUACUACACAGCAUUGAUGUCUAGCGUCCGAGGGACACUGCAGAUGCCAGUGAUGGGCGUUCUUGGCCGGGAGUCGAGCUGAGCUGAGCUGAGCUGAAUUCAAGGAGAAAGCGCGAUUCAUGCCUCAGGCCACCAUCGGUCUUUUGGAGGGACACGACAGCAACCUCAACAAGCGUGCUGGAGUCGCAUGACAUGUUUGCGCCGUACAUAGAUCCAACUUACAAUGAUUCUGCGAUAACCCCACUGCGCCGUGUGUAAUCAACUAUGGACGACCUACUCGGCGAAGAUUGGCAGAAGCCAGCGAAGCCAACGACGACUUCCAAUCCACCUCCUUUGAACCCGAGCACAUUCGCGUCGAAUUAUAGCAGCUUACGAGCUAGCCCAGCUUUAACGCCAUCGAGGAGUGCAUCACCGAACUUCAGUCGUCCAGCGAGCACAGUCAAUGGCAGCAGCAGCACCUCAAAGCCAGCUGGAGGCGACGCAUUUGGCAAUCUGCUGGGAUCGAAGAAGCCAACGGGGAACAACUUAUCCAUUCAGGAACGGCAAAGGCAAUUGAUUGAAGAGAAGCGUCGGCAGCAAGAACAGCAAUCUUCACAAUGGGACACAUUGGGCAGCGGCAGAGGGACGCCAGAGGUGCGAGGCCCAUCACCUGGGAUACCUCAACAACAGCAGGAUGGAGAGGACGAUAUUAUGGCUGCGUUCAACAAAGAUGCGCCGGUAGACAAGUCUAGUCAUUUCCCGCCUCCUAGCUCGGCCAUGGAGAGUGGGCGAAGCACACCUGCAUCGCAGCCAGCCAAGGCGCCCGCGAGCAAUGGAGCUUUCGAUGAGGAUGAUGACCCAUUCGGCCUGGGAUCUGUACCACAGCGAAGUACAGCGAACACUUCCGCUCCUGCGUUUCAAACCAACGGAGACGAAGAUGACAUUUUGGGCGAUCUGGGCAAGCCAGUCACAGCACGUCCUGCGAAGCCCGCAGAGCCAGCACGGCCGGCACAGAGGCAAGAGGCAACAGAAAGCUGGGGAAACGAGCAAACAGAUGAUAAGGCAUUGGCAGAACUGGUAGACAUGGGCUUUCCCGCAGAUAACGCAAAGCUGGCUCUCGCAGAGAACGGAGGCGACGUGCAGGGGGCGGUUGGGUGGCUCUUGCAACAGGCACAUGAAGAGUCGAAACAGAAAGCCCGAGCCGAGGCUGGAGAGAGAAAACGCAGUCCAUCUACAUCCCACAGGAGUCCACAGCGAAGACCUCGCGAACAAGACAACGUCCCGGCUUGGAUGCGAGAGGAGUCACGAUCGGGUUCGGCCAAUGGCCGUCGGCAGGACAGUCGAUCACCAGCAAAUGGCGAGAAGGACGCGGCAGCAGUGGCACAGGAAUAUGGCUCGAAAUUCUUGAAGGGCGCCACCUCUCUGUGGAAAGCCAGUCAAAAACAAAUGGCGAAGACUGUAGCAGAGUUCCAACAGGAGCGCGACCCAAGCCAGCCGAAGUGGAUGCAGGAGGCGUCUGCUGACUCAAGCAGAUCCAGCAGCCAACGUAGACAGGAUACUGUUCGGCAGAAGCAACGCGAGGUUGACGCCACAGAUGAAGCUGCAAUGCUUGAUGCUCCUCGUGAUAGACCCCAGAAACCUCAGAGACCACCUGCAGCAGAAAGACCGGCUCCACCGACCUCAAGCUAUCGCGAUCCGGAGGAACCCGUUCCACAGAGGCCUGCAGCUCAGCCCAGAUUUAUGAAUCAGCCAGCGCCAUCCCAGCCGCAGCGACCUCCCUCCAAACUUACAAGACAAGAUAUUGAGGAUCAAGCUGCCCAGGCAUAUGUGAGCUCUGCUCGUCGAAGGAAAGCUCCACCGAAACCUGAGCCUCAGCCUGAGCCCGAAGUUGAUCUCUUCAGCCCUGUGCCAGCACAAGCUGCGGCACCCAAGGCACCUGCCUCACGCCCUACGCCCUCACCGAUACCUACGCGACCAAAAGCCCCUCCUCGGAAUGUACCCAGCAUAGCUCCAUCUGCGCUGUCGACUUCCGCCCAGCACCGCAAAGCAGGAGGAGAAGCCUUCAAGCGGGGCGACUACGCUUCAGCGCACGAGUCAUAUGCCGCAGCGUUACGUCCACUUCCAGCACAGCACCCUCUCACGAUUAUCGUGCUCAGCAAUAGAUCACUCACAGCGCUCAAGACUGGAGAUCCGAAGCUGGCCAUUUCUGAUGCUGAUCAAGCUCUCGAGGUCAUCGGUCCCAGCCAGGGUGUCGGCGAGACAAUCGAUCUUGGCGCAGGAGAGGGAACAAAAGACAUGCGAGAGUUCUACGGCAAAGCUUUGAUGCGCAAGGCAGAAGCACUCGAGCAUCUUGAAAAAUGGAGUGACGCUGCAGCGGUUUGGCGGAUAGCGGUCGAAGGCGGUAUCGGCGGCGCCGUCAGUAUCAGGGGUCGGGAUCGUUGCGAGAAGUCUGCUGCGCCGAAACCUGCCACUGCUGCUGCUCCUAAGAAAGCUGCACCCACGCCGUCUCGAGCAGCAGCCCCGGCCAAGUCUCUGGGCAAUAGCGUCAAACGGCCUACCCUCCCUGGUCCCAAGGAGACUGCCGCUGUCAAUAAGCUUCGCGCGCAAAACGCUGCUGCUGAUAAAGCUGACGAUGAGAAGUUCGCUUUGACUGAUCAAGUUGAAGCAAGACUUACAAACUGGAAGGGCGGAAAGGCCGAUAAUCUGAGAGCGCUGUUGCAGAGUCUGGAUGGCAUUCUCUGGGAGGGCGCAGGGUGGAAGAAGGUGGGCAUGAGUGAUUUGGUGUUGCCGAACAAGGUGAAACUUAUCUAUAUGAAGGCUAUCGCCAAGGUACAUCCUGAUAAGAUUGCCCAAGACGCUACGACAGAGCAGAGGAUGAUUAGCGCGGCGGUGUUCAGCACGUUGAACGAGGCGUGGGACAAGUUCAAGAAGGACAAUGGGUUGUAGUGGACUGCAGAGCCGUGGCCACAGUUGUGCACUCAAUGAUGAUCAGCGAUAAGUCGUGAGUAGAGAGUGAAGGCAGUGUCGAGCGCGUUUGCCGUGAGCUGCAGCUCAUCGUCGCUCCUGCCCAACGGCGCGUGUUGUUGUCUGCACUUGAACUUUCUCCCGCUUCUUUACUUCUUCGCCUCUCCGCGCACUUCCACUUCUCACCACCAACCACAACACAACAUGUCCACUCAGGACACCGCCGACAUGGAGCGCCGUGAGUACACAGCUAUCUUCUC
This is a messenger RNA of Cercospora beticola, 3221 nucleotides long. RefSeq names its product auxilin-like protein SWA2 (gene SWA2). Lineage: Eukaryota; Fungi; Ascomycota; Dothideomycetes; Mycosphaerellales; Mycosphaerellaceae. Gene Ontology annotation, biological process: clathrin-dependent endocytosis; clathrin coat disassembly. The record is from RefSeq and is a predicted model, not a curated record. Gene Ontology annotation, molecular function: clathrin binding. Gene Ontology annotation, cellular component: cytoplasm; vesicle; intracellular membrane-bounded organelle.